AUGCGUGUCUUUGUCACUGGGGCUACAGGAUUCAUCGGCCAGGCUGUGGUGCAAGAACUUCUCGAUACAGGCCACACUGUCCUUGGAUUAGCACGAUCCGAAACGUCGGCAGCGGCGUUGGAAGCAAAGGGCGUGGAUGUGAUCCGUGGCACUCUCGAAGAUCUUGAUGCGCUCAAGCGUGGUGUAUCUGAUUCUGAUGGCGUUAUCCAUCUGGCAUUCAACCAUGACUUCACCAAAUUCGCAGAGAACGCCAAAGUGGAACAGCUGGCUGUCACGGCUCUUGGGGAGGUCCUGGCAGGAUCUCAUCGCCCCUUGGUGAUAGCAUCAGGCACCUUGAUGCUCCCAAAAGGCGAGUUGGCCACCGAGGACAAACGGGCUGACACGUCAUCUCCACUGAACGUUCGUGCUUCCACGGAACAAGCAAUAGAUGUACUUGCAUCUCAGGGCGUUCGGGCAUCCGCCAUUCGUCUGUCGCCUACAGUCCAUGGUGAAAAUGAUCACGGCUUUAUCAAUAUGAUUACCCAGGUGGCACGUUCAAAAGGAGAAUCUAUUUAUAUUGGAGAUGGGCUCAACCGAUGGCCUGCAGUCCACCGCCUUGAUGCUGCUCGAUUAUUCCGAUUGGCUCUAGAGAAGGGCCGGGCCGGUGCGAGGUAUCAUGCUGUGGCUGAAGAAGGCAUCCCGAUGAGGGAUAUCUCAGAGGCUAUUGGUCAAGCUGCUGGUGUUCCAGCAGUUUCUAAAACGUUUGAGGCGGCCUCUGAACAUUUCGAUGGCGGCUUUGCGGUUUUCCCUGUGAGCCUCGAUAACCCGUCUUCGAGCAAGAAGACUCAGGAAGAGCUUGGAUGGAUCCCUUCCGGGCCAGGCCUCCUUGCCGACAUCAGAUCAGGCGUAUACACACGAGAAGACUGA
Penicillium macrosclerotiorum is the source of this 906-nucleotide messenger RNA. RefSeq names its product SDR family oxidoreductase. The record is from RefSeq and is a predicted model, not a curated record. NCBI's taxonomy places the organism in Eukaryota, Fungi, Ascomycota, Eurotiomycetes, Eurotiales, Aspergillaceae. The transcript has a single exon. The coding region runs from base 1 to 906 and encodes 301 amino acids.